Molecule: messenger RNA, 2083 nt
Organism: Leptopilina heterotoma
Lineage: Eukaryota; Metazoa; Arthropoda; Insecta; Hymenoptera; Figitidae
Gene: ZnT63C
Product: zinc transporter 1
Exons: 8
Coding region: 364-1674 (436 amino acids)
Biological process (GO): detoxification of zinc ion; zinc ion transmembrane transport; intracellular zinc ion homeostasis
Cellular component (GO): membrane
Molecular function (GO): zinc ion transmembrane transporter activity
Source: RefSeq, a predicted model, not a curated record
AGUAUUUAUUCUCAGAAAAUCAGUUGGUAGUUAUGCACAGCUGAAUAAUGGUGUGCAUUUUAGAAAUAUGAAAAAAAACAGUGUUACACAUUUCUCAACACAUUUCAUCGUGUAUUUAACAAUGGAAAUUGAAGUGAUUUUUUCAAUGCUUCAUUAGUGUUUAAAAAUUCAUUUAUGUGUGUGUAAAAUUUUUUUUCCUCUCACCAUUAAACUAGGAUGUUCCUAACAUGUUUAUAAACAUUUCGUUUAAGAAUUUUAUUAACUAUUUUCAUUUAAUAAAUAAUUUUCAACAAAUAUUCUAGAAUUUAAAAAAAAAGUUUUAACAUCAAAUAAGAAGAAAAAGACAAAAGAGAGUAUUGCAAAAUGGGACGAUACACAGGAAAGAAAUGCCGUCUUCUCACAAUGUUGUGGUUGACGACAUUCUUCUUUUUAGUAGAAAUAAUUGUAGGAUAUGUGACAAAUUCAAUGGCUUUAAUAGCUGAUAGUUUUCAUAUGUUAUCCGAUGUGGCUGCAUUAGUUGUUGCUUUUCUUUCUGUAAAGAUGUCACCAAAGAAAUGGUCGAAAAAUACCUUUGGAUGGGCCAGAGCGGAAGUUUUGGGAGCAUUAGUUAAUGCUGUAUUUCUAGUUGCUCUCUGUUUUAGUAUUACAGUUGAAGCAUGUAAAAGAUUUAUCGAAGUAGAAAAGAUUCAUCGAGCAGAAUUGCUGGUCGCUGUGGGGACACUUGGUUUGGUCGUGAACAUUGUUGGUCUUUGUUUAUUUGCAGAGCAUUCGAGUGGACAUGGACAUUCACAUGGUUUGUCCAGAAGUCAUAAUAGAUUAAGCACCCUUGUCAGUACAGAUGACAAUGAAAAUGAUGAGAACUUUCAGCACACGAAAUCUCCUAAAAAAAGAGCACAUGGUCAUUCUCAUGAUGCGAGUCAAAUGAAUAUGAGAGGAGUUUUCCUUCAUGUUCUUUCCGAUGCUCUUGGAUCUGUAAUCGUUAUUGUUUCAGCUCUCGUCGUAUGGCUCACGCAGUGGAGCUAUAGAUAUUAUAUGGAUCCUCUUUUGUCCUUAUUACUCGUCAUUCUUAUUCUAAAGUCCGUGUGGCCCCUGUUACAAGAAUCUGCGUUGAUUCUACUUCAAACGGUGCCUACACACAUUCAGGUUGACGCUAUACAGCAGCGAUUAUUAGAAAAUGUAGAUGGAGUGUUAGCUGUACAUGAAUUCCACGUGUGGCAAUUGGCUGGUGAUAGGAUCAUCGCUUCUGCUCACAUUCGUUGUCGUAAUCUUUCAGAGUAUAUGAAAAUUGCUGAGCAAGUGAAAGAAUUCUUUCACAAUGAGGGCAUUCAUUCAACUACAAUACAACCAGAAUUUAUAGAUUAUCAAAGUAAUAGUGAAAUAAAGGAAACUCCUACAGAAGACUGUGUUUUGGAUUGUCCGAAGACAGAUAAACCAUGCAAUCAUGCAACUUGUUGUGGUCCAUCGAAACAGGGUCGCGAAACACCUUCUCCAGUAGAGACGCCGUACAUGUGUAGGCAGCGGAAUAGUUUGGCACGCUCAACAACAUGCGUCGAUUCAACCGAACAACAAGAAGUCAAUGAAAUGGAACGUGGCCAUUUAUUAUCGCCACCAGCAAUUCAUCACUCCGUCCAGCUGCCUCAUCUUCCACUCCCGUCUGCGCCUCCUUUAACUUAAUAUUACCAUAUUGAUACUCUACCUCCACUACCGAAAUCUCGCGGACCAAAUCAGUUUUAUUUUUGCUACUUUUCAGAAUAAGCAUAUUAUCCUUUCAGAUGCUUUUUAUUAAAAAAAAAAAAAAAAAUUAUCAACAUUUUAAAAUUUACUUAAAAAAUUCACAAUGUGAUACGAGAUGUUUGUUGUACAUCACAUCACAAUUUGUGACGCGCUCCGAAGAAAGGUACCUAAGAAGCAAAUCAUUUUAAGGUUAUGUUUGUGUUACUUUUACUCUGUUUAAUUGUUUAAAACUAAAAUCAAUCAGUUUUUAUAAAUUAUUUUAAACGUAAUAAAAACUUAAACAUCAGUGGAUUGUAGUCAGAGUUGAUCAUCAUUUUGUGGAUUUUCAUUUAAAAAAUAACAAACAUAA